GUUGCAGUGUUUUACUUACUCUAUUGUGCUGUGAUUUGUGAUGGCGCUAAAUUGGUACGCAUUAGCCACCGGAACUCGGACGCAAGUUUGCAUUUUACGGUGUACUCAACCAACGUAUACAGUUAGCGUUCUGAUGAGCACUGCAAAGUCAGAAAGCAAUGUAGUGGAAAGGAAGACUGCGCCUGAAAGAACUGGAUUUUUUACGAAAUUGAUGUACCGCUUCCAAGGAAUCCCACUGAAGGAUGAAUCGCAUGCCCCGAUAUCUUUCAUGAGAGAUAUCGGGAAACAUUAUGUUCCGCCACCUUUACCAGCGCUACCGAAAGAUUUCAAGGAAUAUCCGGAACGUGAUCUGGUGAAUUAUCCAUAUCCUGUAAAGCGUAUGUAUGCGCCGAAGUUGCGGCUUAUGAUUAUACCAGACAAAUUUAUGAAUGAAUUUCAUAAAUACACAGGAACGUCUGGGCCAUAUGUAUUCUUCACGAUGCUUUAUGCAUUUCUGCAUACGAAAGGGCUAUUCGAGAUUGCUCACGAUAGGGUGAAGAUCUUAGUCCUGCUAAUCUAUUACUACAUAUUCUCCAGGGCUUUCAACUAUCGAUGGGAUAAAUAUUUUUAUGAAAAUCGUAAGGAAGCCGAGAAAAAGUACCUAGAUAUCAUCGACAAUAACUUCAAGGCAAUUCGAGAUGUUCAGGAGACAUCAAAAGCUGAGAAAAGUGCUUAUGCAGCGAUGAAAGAGUAUUAUCCAGCAAUCUUUAAAGAAAAUUUGGCCCUUCAACUAGAAUCAACCUAUCGAAGAAAUGUAGAGAGAUUGGCUACUGAAAUGAAACGUCGUCUUGAUUAUUUGCAAGAAACGGAAGCUGUGAAACAUAGUUUCGCUCGUGACCAUAUGUUAAAAUGGAUUAUCAAUUCGGUCCAAUCGGAAAUAAUGGCUAAUAAGGAGAACAUCAAAGAAAAUUAUAUAGAUGCCUGUAUUGAACAGCUCAAAGGACUUUCUUUACAACGAUGAGUAGAGUUCCAUUUUUUUUCUCUGUUGUAUAUGUGUAGGAUGUUUAUGGUUUUGUCAGAUGGACAUUAGAGCUAUUAUACACUAAGAUAUAAUCUUGAUAGGUCCUAAUGAGGUGUCCGAAUGUUUUGAUGUUGGUGGGAUCAGAUGAUAAAAAUUGGUAAGAAGGAUUAUUCAUUAGUACACAUGAAUUACAUGAUUUCCUGUGUUGAUGAAUAAAGUUUUCC
Messenger RNA from Loa loa (African eye worm), 1224 nucleotides. RefSeq lists its product as hypothetical. The transcript is spliced from 8 exons. The coding region runs from base 41 to 1000 and encodes 319 amino acids. Gene Ontology annotation, molecular function: proton transmembrane transporter activity. Gene Ontology annotation, biological process: proton motive force-driven ATP synthesis. The record is from RefSeq and is a predicted model, not a curated record. NCBI's taxonomy places the organism in Eukaryota, Metazoa, Nematoda, Chromadorea, Rhabditida, Onchocercidae.